ACGUGAUUCCCAUUCUCGGGGCGGGUUGGGUUGUUCGCCGCAGGUCUUAAGAAAGAAGAAGAGAUGUAACUUGGGCCGCAUUAGACAGUGGAAAAUGCGUCUUCUUCCUCUUUGGACAGAGGAAGAAUGUGCCCCUUCCACUUUUCUGCUCCCCCAUCCCAAUUCACGCAGGCUGGCCCAAACAAGCAUAAAGCCACGAACAGUCUCCUCUCCUGUCUCAUUGGUGGGCGAAUGGACCACGAGCUCGACUCCUUCGGGGGAGGGGCCAGACUGGCAAUUGGCUACUUUUUCCCCGCCCCCUUUCCCCAGGCUAGUUCCUCGCCCUCCGCGGGCGCCUGCGCAUUGGGCUCGGGGUGGGGGGAGCGGGAAGUGCGGCGGGAUAGCGGAGCCAAUGUCUACCCUGAGAAGAUCGGGCUAUGGCCCGAGUGACGGCCCGGGCUACAGCCGCUACUACGGGGCUGGACCCGGACCGGGACCCAGCAUUGGAGACGUGCCACCACCUGGGCCUCCCACCUCGUCGCGACCCGAGCCGCCUCCCCCUCCGCCUCCUGGGCCCUGGAGGAUGCGCGGAGGCGGCCCGGCGGAGGCUGUGUGGCCCGGAGAAGGCAGCGGCGCUUGCGGAGCCUGCGGAGGCGGCGGGGGCUACUACCCCAGCGGAGCCGCCUGGCCGGACCCGUGUCGGGCCGGAGGCCACCAGGAGCAGUCACCUUAUCCUAGCUAUGGACCCAGCUACUGGAAUUCAGCUGCCCCAACUAGGGCUCCAUAUCCAAGCGCAUAUCCUGGAAGACAGGAUUUGCAAAGCCAGGGAAUGGAUUCCUACACAAAUGGGGCCUAUGGUCCACCAUACCCCACAGGCCCUGGAGCAACUGCAUCCUCAUAUUCUGGGACUUACUAUUCAUCUGGGCAUCCCCCAGGCCCUUAUACUACAGAUGUGCCAAGCACUUAUCAUUCCCCCGGCAACAGCCCAACCCCUGUUUCUCGUUGGACUUAUCCACAGCAAGACUGUCAGACUGAAGGACCUCCUCUGAGGGGGCAUGUUCCAGGAUAUCCUAUGUCCCAGAGUCCUGGGAUGGCUCACCCCCAUUACUCAUACGGGGAUGGAAAUCCUAAUGUCCCACCACCAGCACCACCACCCCUCCGAACACAGGAGCAAGUAUGGACCUCCUCUGGGGUUUAUGGAAUGACAACACGCUACUCUUGGCCUUCUUCAGCUGCACCCUCGGCACAAUCUGGGAAUUACUUUAUGUCAGGAUCCACUUCGUCAUGGUCCAGCAGUGCAUCCUCCCAGGCACCUCCUUCACCCCCACCCCCUCCACCUCCACCCCCACCUCCCACCCAAGAUUCCAAGGAUCCCUCAUACCCUCAUAGCCAGCCAGAGCAAGGUGUGAACCGGAACAACUUUCCCAGCGAUGUCCAUCAGUACGAAUCCUCCUCGGAAACUAUGAGCAGUAAUCCAGACCUUUUCACUUCCAAAGUUCAGUAUAGUGCCCAGCCUCAGAUGUACGGUAACUCAGGCAGGAGAAUUCCCAGCAAUCAAGAUAUGGGAUAUAAAAUCCCUGAUGAUUCAUCUUCAGACGAAGGUCAACCACCAGGUAUUAAAAAAAUCACACAAGUGCUAGAGAAAGUUCAAUACCUUGAACAAGAAGUAGACAAGUUUGUAGGGAAAAAGACAGACAAGACUUACUGGCUUCUAGAAGAAAUGCUAACCAAGGAGCUCUUGGAACUGGAUUCAGUUGAAACUGGUGGCCAGGACACUAUUCGACAGGCAAGAAAAGAGGCUGUUUAUAAGAUCCAGGCCAUACUGGAAAAACUGGAAGAAGAAGCAUUAUGAGAAGGAUAAGCAACUAGUAGAAGCCUGUUACUAACAUGACCAAAGAUCUCUUGAUUUUGGUUAAUUCUUAUCCCUUUGAAACUGCUGUUGAUGAUAAGAAGCAAUAAAUUCUGACUUUCCCUUCCAUUUAAAAUGAUUAAAAAAGAAAAAGUGGCAAAAGACUUGGAAGAACA
Molecule: messenger RNA, 2004 nt
Organism: Monodelphis domestica (gray short-tailed opossum)
Lineage: Eukaryota; Metazoa; Chordata; Mammalia; Didelphimorphia; Didelphidae
Gene: BAG4
Product: BAG cochaperone 4
Biological process (GO): protein stabilization
Cellular component (GO): nucleus; cytoplasm; cytosol
Molecular function (GO): adenyl-nucleotide exchange factor activity; protein-folding chaperone binding
Source: RefSeq, a predicted model, not a curated record